ACUCAAUGCCGAGUGUAUAAAAAAAUGCAUUGGGAAAAGUUUAAACCAUGUAACGGAAUCGCGUAGUACCCCAAGUCACACAGGCAUGCAAUCAUUCUCACUUUUGUGACUUUUUGGACUGUCAAAUUGUUGGCACUUCCAAGAGAGCGAGACUCACAAAACGGCCGCCCCGAGAGAAUCCGCCUGUGUCCUUCAUUCACUCUCACACGGUACGUUCAGCAACAGUAUGCAAAACACAAUUGCCACAUCAGAACCCGAUUCUGUGUAUCAAAUGCAACUGCUUAGCAUAGAACAACAACAUUUGGCCAUGGCUAAUCGUCAUCGUCUGUCAUCUUGCCAUUGUUGAUUUUGAAUAGCGUCCGCGCUGUACUUCUGCUUCCAAGAAUACCCUGCGUGUAACGUUGGCAUCCACAAGCAAAGCAUUGUGGGCUUAAAGCAGACCCACGAGUUCGGUUGUUUGGUCCGAACUAGAUUUCGGAUGCGCGUUCACAUUCACAAAAUGAAGCGGACUAUCUGAGAAAAAGAACUUUGGUCCAUUUAAAACGGACCUAACAGUGCUAGUGUGAAAGUGCCCUUAGGAUAACAGAAAAAAAUCUGUGGAAAAACACUUCCAGGGCAUAACUUCAAAAACAACCCCAUGUCUGACAAUACAUACUGUACGUUACUAAAAGAGUGCUUCUUCGUGCACAACAUACGUACUCUAAAGCCACCUGUAACCUCGAGUCAUAUUUAGUUACAGCAGUAAACCACCAGCAGACCACCUGUAAGUUUUUACUACCUGUCGACAACCAUCCCAAAAUGGCUGCAACAGCCACUUUUUCUAGGCCAUACUUAGCAGCUGAGAAUCAAUCCAUCUCUUUUUAUGGACCAAAUACUGUGACUGAAGUGUACAUUUCUCAUUUAAGGUUGUAAUGGCUUGUUUCUAAGGCGAUGUUGCAUUUACAGUACGCACAAUGAGUUUUUUCUUCAAUGUGCGGCUAUUAAUCACGAGUCAGGCACUGUCACAAUUCUUCAUUUAGGGCUCCAGCGCUCACUGCCCAAUUCUCCUCCUUUCCUUCUUACUAUUCUCAUACACAGUCAUGUUCACAUGUACAAUACAGGUAUAUAAAUACAGUACACGUGUCUUCUUCUGAUCUCCUUCCACAUAUGCUCAUGAAGACAUGCACAUAAUGCUCACAUGUCCUGUCAGUGUGUCCCCUUGGGGAACAUCAGCUGCCGUUUGGCACGCCUACCCAAGACAUAACAAAUUAAGGUCACAGCAGGGAUGGCCAAGCCUGCAAAGGACAACACGAGCUGCUUUAUAUGCGUUUAAGUGCAUGAAUAUAUUGUUUAUAAACUUCUCUGACCUCUAAAAAAAUGGGCAUACCUCCAAAGAGUGUUGCUGUCAAACGGCUCCUGUCCCACUCAGAAGAAAUGUGACCCGCAGUGCAUCAUUUUGCAGGAUAAAAGGUGACAUCUUCCAUCCUUUGAAUAUGGGUUGGAAAACAGACAUAAAUGCAUUCCCAGUGGCUCUUUGAUGAUGCCAGAUGAUGACCUUUAGGGAAUGGGCUCAUAUUUUGCUGUCAUAGGCCAUCAUUGCCAUUUUAGCAAUAACUUUCUACGGUGGCUGAGGAGUGUCGGGGAUUAAGCAAAUUCCAAACUGUUUGCAAAAGACAAAAAAAAAAAAACAAAACCCCACCAAUGCCAAUAGCGGCAAAAUAAAUACAAAAUGACCACAACGGAAUGGAGUUGCAAUAGAAGUAGACUUAUUUAUUUCAACAGUAGAUCACUAUUGUUAAUAACGACAUUAGAGUAUAAUGGCGUUUCUAAUGGCAUUAUUUUCUUCAGUAGUGAGUAAUCUAAUUAAUUUUCCCAUCUUUGCAGUGACAUUAUCGUUACUGAGGAUGUGAAGGGGCGCAUUACUACAAUUUGGAUGACUGAAGCGCAAGUUGUCUGAUUUUGUCACACAUCAGCUGCCUGGGAAAGAGCAAAGCAGGAGCGGGGGAGGAAAGAAGGGGGCGGUGACGCCGUUGCAAACGCGAUGAUGAUUGGCUAGGAGGUAUAAAUCGAGCUGGGGCUGCUGUUCCAGCAUUCUUGAGGACCCCAACAAUGAUCCAGCCACACCUGGACAUGAAGCCUUACCUGCCGUUUCCAAUGGAGACUCCUCCUCCACCCCCACCUCCUCCUCACAGCCUGAGCCUUUUCCAUAACUUCAGUACGAUGGACCCAGUCCAGAAGGCCGUGAUCAACCACACAUUCGGAGUUCCACUGGUCAAGACCAAGCGGCCGGUCAUUUCCUGCAACGUCUGUCAGAUCCGCUUCAACUCAGAGAGCCAAGCUGAAGCCCACUACAAAGGAAACCGCCAUGCCAGGAGAGUCAAAGGCAUUGAAACCUCAAAGAGUCGCUGUCAAGAUGGUGACAAGCCUCAAACCGCGACCCCCACCACCUCGCCAUCUCCUCCGGGAGCCCCAGGCACUCCCUCUGAUAACGAGAGCAGCAAACAAGAUGAAACACAGCCUGUGUCACAGUUAAAUGGGCCACUGUUUGCCUCGGGAACUCUACCCCCUCUGACCAACCCGCCUACCCCACCCAUGGACCCACCCUCUCAAUGUGCCCUGCUGCCCACUUCGACCCAUCCCAUGAGUUCUACUUCCUCCUCCUCGCCAGGUGGUAGCAUCCCCGGCAACUCAGAGCCCUCUCUGGUCUCAGGAGCCACAGGGCCCUUGACUUCCGGCGGUCCACCCGGCCCAGAGACAGAAGAGGACAAGGCAAAGAAGUUGCUCUAUUGUUCCUUGUGCAAAGUGGCUGUCAACUCCUUGUCACAACUGGAGGCUCACAACAAAGGUACCAAACACAAAACUAUUUUGGAGGCUCGCAGUGGGCUGGGCCCCAUCAAGGCUUAUCCACGCCUGGGUCCGAAGCCAAGUGGAGAGCAAGGAGGUGGCCCAGUGGACCCCAACACUCAGGAAAGAACCUUCCACUGUGAGAUCUGCAAUGUGCGGGUCAAUUCUGAAUUGCAACUCAAACAGCACAUAUCAAGUCGAAGGCAUCGGGAUGGAAUGGCGGGCAAGCCGAACCCCCUCCUCAGCCGGCACAAGAAGCACAGGGGAGCUGAUCUGACGUCAUCGCUGACCUUCUCCAAGGAUCUCAGCAAAGCUUUGGGAGCCGGGCUGCUCCCCAACCCCUUAGCUGUCGCGGCAGCCAUGGCUGCCGCCGUAUCUACAAACCCGCUGGCACUGCGCGCAGCCACUCCAUCGCCGCACCCGCACCACCACCUGCUACAAGGACCGCCCCUCAGCCACGCCAUCUUGAGACCCGCUCCGGGACCCAUCCGCACCGCUCACGGGCCCAUCCUUUUUUCUCCUUACUGACACAUUGCCCGCUGACUUGGGAUCAGCCACUUCAAAAGCACACUGUGAAGACCCAAACAUGAUCCACAGACAGCAACUGAUCCAAACUUAUUUAAAAUACGUACUGAGAAAAAACAACGAGGGAGGAGUAAAACUGCAAAUCUCUCGAAUUUCCCUUUACCUGAAACUCUUCUUCCAUUUCACAGACUUCUGUGUGAGCUACAGAUGGAAUGGACAGUGGAGAGAUCAUUAUUCAUUAUGCAUUGAACUUCCUUGUAAACCCUCCUGGUUCCCCCUCCCUUGCACUGUGGCCCAAUCAGUCAUGGUUGCCUGAAUAGCUACAAAAGAAACACAUGCGCACCAUCAAAACCACAUGGAUCAUUAUAUGAAUUCUCUGCCUUCUUUAUUCCUCUUAUGUCACCAUGACAAAAUGUGCUCUUCUCAUCCUAUGCACUUAAAAAAACAAACGACAACGUUGUUUGUUAGGUAGUUUUGUCGGCUCUUUUAUUGUGACGGCAAGAAAAUACAAUGUAAUAUUUGUAAAACAGCUAGGUGGGACUGCCCUUGUGAUGCCAUGAGAGAGAGAAAAAGGGUACACAGCAAAACAUUUAGACAAGGGCAUACUUGCCAACCUCAGUCAAAAGUAAAAAGAAGAGAAACCAGAAUAGUGUGUGAUGUAAAUUGGAACCUCCAAGGUGAAAAAUACUUGUAAUCAGUUGAGGUGCACUAGUUAAUUUAGAGAAUUAAUGCAUGGGAUGUCCAUCACCGUCAAUGGCAGCCAAUGAGACAGUAAUGGACUUAUUAUUAUUAUAAAUCAUUAAAGCAAUACGAGGUAACUUUCCAACCGUUAUAGAAUAUUUUCAUAACAUUUGUGAUGAUAUGUCAACUACCUAACUAGUUCAAUGACACCUCUUUUAAGUCUUGAGGGGGUCUAUAUCACUUUUGAUGGCACUACUUAAAUUAGAGAAGGGUGGCAGGAACCCUUCCACUCAAAAAUAAAAAAACUACAAAUGUGCCGACUGCUUUACGGCAUACGUCUGUCAGGAUUUGAGAACGCGAAAACAAGGUUGGACUCACAACAGACAACCAACGACUGAGGGAAGUGUACAAGGGUUUAUUAAAUACAAACCAAAACACACGCGAUCGCGGUAAAAAGGGGAAAUAACAAAACGGGUCCGUGACAGGAGGUCGACGGGGAUCAGUAUACAAACGCGAAGGUAAACCAAGGUGGUAGGCAGAGAGCCAAUAAAACAACUAAAUUACACUCACGUACCUGCACAAGGUAGAGGCAUACAAAACUAGAGCGACAGGCGACCAAAACCCACGGCAGGGGCAUACUUACAAAAAUAACAAGCUACUCGGAUGACAAGGAUGGCGAAUGGCGACCAGCAAGGAAAAAUAUCUCGGCGUCCUUCCAGUGGAUCGCCUGCGUCUUUAUACUGUUGUUGAUGAGCUGCAGGUGCGACGUCGGGAACGCCCCCACAGCCGGCUCUGCAACAACACAAAAUCUGACCAGGAGCAGAACGUGACAACGUCACUUUCCCCAUUCAUUUUAAAGACGAGAGUUAAUGCCAACCUUUUGCACUAAUUCUGCAAAGAUGGCAGAGCAACAAAAGAGCCAAAAAGUUUUGUCCGAGGAAAAAAAAAAAAGGGAGGCUACCAGGAUAUACAGAAUAAACAUUGACGCGGCUUCCACUCACUGGCGUGAUGCCCUCCCUGGGUUAGCCACACCAAGCCACAUGGUUGCUUACAGUCAUAUGCUAUUGUUUAGGCACAACUGGAUUCAUUACCUUAUUACUAUUCAUCCUUCACGCAGCCCCUGGAAACAGAAAUGUUGUUUAAUCCAUCUGCAGGCGACGGGGAGAUCAUGAUUUUACGACACUAGACGGGUGUGCACUAAACCUCAUGGGAAACGCUGUCUUCCUUAAAGCAAAACACUACCAAUUUUGUCCACGGGCAUCGCUAAAAUUGGCCAAAAUUGAAAAGUUACCAAGUGUUGCUUUAACCCUUUUUAUGGCUCUCUUUAAAAUGCUAUGAUUUUUAAAAUGACUUUAUAGCAUUAUAGGAGCCAUAACCAGAGUUUAUUUCUAUUUUCAACAUUUUUAACAAUUUCCAAUCUCAUAUAUAUAUGUAUAUAUAUAUAUAUAUAUAUAUUUUUUUUUUAAAUUAAAUAUUGUAUAAAUAUAUUAAAUUAAUACAACAAUAGUCAACAAUAAAAAACCUUUAUAUAUUAUUAUUAUCAUUAUUAAAAUUAAGUACAUAAAUGACCAAAUAUAGUCACUUACUUUAACAUAUUUUACAAUAAAACGGCCCUUUGAGGACUGACAGUCAAGCAAUGUAGACUGUUUUAGCUACUGGUGGCGUACAUAUACAGUGGGGAGAACAAGUAUUUGAUACACUGCCAAUGGGUUUUCCCAUUGACUGUGUAUCAAAUACUUGUUCUCCCCACUGUAAGUACCAUAUUUUUCCGACUAUAAAACGCACUUAAAAUUCUUUAUUUUUACCAAAAAAUGUAUAGUGCGUCUUGUAAUCAGAUGCUCCCUAUGUAUGAAAACUGGUCGUGCGUAACGACCUUGAACCUACUUUUGGAGCAUAACUGUAUUACACUGCUUCAGUGAAGUGUUCGAGAUGCAAAUUAAUCACUCAUCAAAUCCAUAAACAGAACAAUAAAAUACAUUAAUGAAUAAAACAGUUAUAAGAAUGUUAAAAGAUAAGAACAAAUGCAGUACAGUGAUGUACUAAAGCGCCUGAUAAUUAGGUGCCCCUUAUGUACGAAAACUCUUUCAUUAAUGGUGCACUUUAUAAUCCAAAAUAUGGUACUGUUGGAUCAAUGUCUGAGCAGACAACAGACUACGUCUGACUUGUGAGGUUGGCACUUGUGUGCUUUUUUAGCCAAGAUGUUUCUGCUUGCACCUUUACAUUUAGGUCCUGCAAAGUCAAUCCCAACUGCGCUGAAAUUCUCCAAACCUGCCUCACUCACCCCACUUCACCUCCCAUUUCAUAUCCAGGUGCAACAACGAGCCACAUUCAUUUUGGAAAUCAAACUUUAAUAAUAAAGUAGAAGAGAACGCCAAAUACACAAGCUAAGCAGAACCCCUGUAUGGUUCUGAAAACUGAAAGCCAUAAACUACAACAUGAUUUGUUUUCCAUCACAAAGACUGGCGAGCACGCUGGUGGCUAUCACUGUUUGCUUUGACUUCAUGUGUUAACUGAAGCAACAAUAACAAAGAAAAGCAACAAAAUGAUUAUACAACUGAUGAUUUUAAGAACAAAGAGGGAUGGGGGAAGUUAUGGAGUGUUGACCCACAUAUGGGAUGACCCCCAGACUUUAACUGCACAGGAGACCUAAAAGCAAGCAAUGAGCUAACAAGAUCUACACUGUGCCCGUUCAUUGAGAAGCAAUGAGUUCUAAUGUCUUACCUUAUGUCUGAAUAUUGCAAUGCAAUGAGCAUUUUUUAUUGUUAGCUUUGUAACAUAUGUCUGGGGUCAAACUGAACUGGGAGCACGCAGACAAGACUUUUUCUUCCAUCGGGAUCGCAUAUCCCAGAGAAAGAUGAAAGUGGAAUUAGGUGUCGGGGUUGACCCUUCAUAUUAAAGGGCCUUUUUUUUUUUUUUUUUUUGCUUGGUUGAUCUCUGCUCUGGGAACAGGGUAUAAUGCCAGGGUGUGGUUUUUCAAAAAAUGAAAUCUGAAUCUCAAUUAUCCUGAUUUUGUUAACCCUCUCCAAUUGAUUGCUAUUUUUCUUCCUGGAUUUACAAAGAACUUUCUGUUAGGAUCAAUUUGAUCCUGCCACCUUACAUUUGAAGUUUUUGGAAAGUUCUAGGACUACCAGGAUACAUCCCAUAUACAUUUUUUUUAAUCUCUUUGCUUAUUUCAUUUUGAUUCAGCUAUUUUCCAAAUGGCCUUCAGCACAAGAUUAUUUUAAUUUCUUUCAGACAUAAUGCACUUCACCGCAUAGCAAUUCUAAUUCUAAUGUCAAUCAUCAAGUGUUGAAACAAUUUAGAACUGCUUUUUGAUUAGUAUUCUAGGUAUGAGCAAAAUACCCCAUUAAAGGGGAAGUUCAGAAUUUUUGACAUCAGGGUUAAUCUUAGAGUUAGCUAGGGUUUGCUUAGUUAGUUAGAUUUCAACAAAUUCCGUGUAGUUUGUCAGUAUUAGGGCUCCGGAGUGGCUAAGCUAGCAUGAGUCAAUUGGGCUGAGCAUGCCAAUAAAAAACAACCUAUGCACACAUGAAAAUCAUGGAUGACCCAUGCAAUCAAUUGUGUUGGCUAUGUUUUCAAGAUAGAGUUAUUAAAACUUACCUUUGCAUGUCAAUAAUUGCAGUACAAACAGCAAAAUUUGUAAUCCAGCAGCUAUGCAGAGGAGCAGAGCAGAGUGAUAUCACAUCGUUUUUAUCACCGCUGAUUUUUUUAUGUCGUAGCCAGCAGCAAGUAACCAGUUUAUAUUGUUCCUCGUUUCUCAUAAGGAAGAUGUGGAAACUUUGUUUCGUCCAUUCCUUCUGUCUGUUUCCAAAGCCUCUAAAUGCACAUUUCGCUAUAUUGCCGGCCAUCAGUUAACUCAGCAGACUGAUGCUGCAUUCGAGGAAGGUGGGAAAUCAGAAUUUACAACAUCCGAGUUUGAAAAAUAUCGUCGUCGUGAUGAAAAUGUCUUUUGAUGGCCAAAAUUAAAAACAACUUGUCACGAUCAGCCAUCAUUGCUGUUUACAUUCGCCUUGAACGCUUUGAGGUCGCAACUGGUACCAUCCGAGCGGGAUAAGUCCGAGUCUCCACCUUCCUCGAAUGCAGCGUGAGCACAAGUUGCCGAUGCACUCCUCUCCAUUGUGGUCGUAUUACACAUCUAACAAAAUAGUCCUGCAGAAUGAAAUGAACUACGGCUGUUUGGUGUGACAUUGUUUUGGCCGCAUCAGUGUUUUGGAUCUGCACUUUGAAUUUAUUUGACUAUGUUGGAUCUGUUCGUAGAUCUGUAUUGUUUUAUAUUGGCAUGCUAGGAAGGGACCAUUGACUUGCGCUAGCUUAGCCACUUCAGAGCCCUGAAACUAACAAAUAACUUACAAACUGCAUGGAAUUCGAUUAAAUCAACUCCAUUGACUAAUUAAACCCCCACUAACUCCAAGUUUAAGCCUAAUGUAAAAAAUUCUGAACUUCUGCUGUAAGGAACAGAAUGAUAUAUUCCCUAAUUUUGAGAAUUAAUAUAAUUCAAGCCAAUCUGAUCCAGAUGGAAUAUUUUGAAAUACUGAGCCCAGGGGUCUAGAGGCAAAAGCGAUAGACUAACAACACUGGCAGAGUUUGCUUUUAUAGUUAGCUGUGUUAUAUUAUGAGCGUGGAACUCUUUCGGACUUUAAGAAGUCACUGGCCUUGUCGUCAGUGCCCACCGUUGUGCUCUUUUUUUGUUGCUGAGGCAAAAAUGUUCUUAAUAAGUUUUUGCGAGUCAGGAACUAUUAUUCCAGGGUCUGUACUCUCCUAAUUGUCGCUGUGUGUAGCAUACUGUACUGGGUGUUCUCUCGUGUGCCGGGACUUAUUUGUUCCCUUUUGUCUGACGCAACAUGGAGUUCAAGGAUGGCCUAACACGAUCCUGAGGAGAAAAAAAAUAUUCUUGCACAUUUGAGAACUGUUCCAUCACUUUAUUCAGUGUACUGCAUUUGAAGCAAUCAUCAUGACUCGUGUUCAUUAUCCACAAACGGGAAAAAAAUAUAUUAGAUUAUUUUCCGAGCAGGUGUUUCAUGUUAGAGCUGUGUUUAGGCUACUAGCCUUAGCCUUAUUCUGCCCUCCGUCUCUCCUGCAGGGGCAGAAAGAGAGACAGAGAAGCUAUUAUGUAACUUUGUCUUGCCAAUAAAGUUAUUUUUGGAAUUUCAUUGUCAGAUGGACAAAGCGUUUGUAUGAUGUACUGUAGCAAUACCUGACGCAUUCUGGCUACUCUUGUUUAUUGCAAUAAGAUGACAUUGAAUAAUAUGUGUGUACGUGAGUAAAUCAUUAUUAUAAAUGUAAUUUAAAAAAUGAAAAAAAAAAAAAACACUUUAUGCGAAAUAAUAUUGGUAUAGAGAGAAACCAAGUUG
Corythoichthys intestinalis (scribbled pipefish) is the source of this 9377-nucleotide messenger RNA. RefSeq names its product zinc finger protein 385A (gene znf385a). Gene Ontology annotation, molecular function: nucleic acid binding; zinc ion binding. Lineage: Eukaryota; Metazoa; Chordata; Actinopteri; Syngnathiformes; Syngnathidae. The transcript has 8 exons. Gene Ontology annotation, cellular component: nucleus. The coding region runs from base 2089 to 3351 and encodes 420 amino acids. The record is from RefSeq and is a predicted model, not a curated record.